CUGGAGUAUCUUGGGAACGGGCCUGGAGUAGACGGAAGGGUAUAUUUUUAACCAAAUUCACCACCUCCGGAGACAUGGCAGUGAAUGCUGUCAUGUUAUGUGUGUACAACUCGACGCGCUUAUUAACAUCCGUCGACGCUAAAUUGCUUGCUAAGCUAGUAAGCCGCCAUUUUGCCCAAUCGUGAACGAGCAACAUGACGGCUCCAGAAAGAGGCUGUCUCGCUCCGGGUUUUCUCUCCGACCUCUCUUCAAGCUAGUGGAGAAAACAAACAGGUCGAAAUAGGAGGCAGAUUGGCAGCCGGUUUGGAUGUGGAGCGAAUUGUUUUUCACGUUUUGUUAGCCGGAGUGAGUGUGAAAGUCGACGACGGCGUCCUUCCAGUGUCGACCCCUUCCGAAAAUGCACACCAGGCGCCUGGUGAAGCGUUCGAUCCUCGGCAGCCGAGUCUACGCGCCCAGCCCGACUGGAGAGGGCGCCCCGGUGACAGGAGUGGUCCAGGCUGUUAAGCAGGAAAGCAGGGACGGCGCGGCGUCGGCGGCGGCGGGGGCCCGGCGCAGCAACGGCAGCGUCUACACGGUCCUGCUGCAAGACGGCAGCCUUAAGGAGUUCUCCGAGGAGGAGAUAGCCGCUGGCUUCAACCACACCACACCGAAAGGACCGCUCAAGUCCAGCUUGAAGAGCUCCGUCAACGGCGCCACAAACAGCCACAAGACAGACGGCUGCUCCCUCGGCCCGGAGGCGGCAGAGGGCGAACUGCGGGAGGCCGGCGGCAAGCGCGGCGGCAGGGAGCUGGACGCGUGCCGCUCCGUGUCCCUGCUGGAGCAGAAGCGCAAGGUGGUCUCCUCCAGCAUUGAUGUCCCCCAUGCCAGGCGGUCGGAGGAGGAAGUAGACAUGGACAAGGUGACGGCCGCCAUGGUGCUGACCAGCCUGUCCACCAGCCCGCUGGUCAGGAGCCCGCCCGUCAAAGUCAGCGAGGCCCUGAGUGGCUCCUGGAAGGAGAACGGCUCGGCAGGACCCUUCACCCCGUCCAGCAACAGCUCAUCGGGGGGCUACUGGAGCUGGUCGGCCCCCAGCGACCAGUCCAACCCGUCCACGCCCUCCCCGCCGCUCUCGGCCGACAGCUUCAAGCCCUUCCGCAUGCCCAGCCUGGGCGGCGUGGGGGCCGGCCCCGCCGGGCCCGAGGACCCUAGCCUAGACGAGCAGGAUGGCAGCAGCCUGCUCUUCGACGAGCCCAUACCACGCAAGCGCAAGAACUCCAUGAAGGUGAUGUUCAAGUGCCUGUGGAAGAACUGUGGCAAAGUGCUGAGCACCUCCGCUGGCAUCCAGAGGCACAUCCGCACCAUCCACUUGGGGCGUAACUGCGACUCAGACUGCAGCGACGGUGAGGAGGACUUCUACUACACGGAGAUCAAGCUCAACACCGACUCGGUGGCCGAGGGCCUGAGCAGCCUGUCCCCCGUCUCACCCUCCGUCCUCUCCCCGGUCCCGCCUUUGACCCCGGCUCUCAGCCAGCCGGCCGACUCCCACAGGCCGCCGCUCCCGCCGCCGCCGCCCUGCGACACCAAGGAGCCUCACGUCGGCAGCGCCACGCCACUCAGCCGCUCUGCGCCCAGCGCGCUCUACCUCAUCCACACGGACCACGCCUACCAGGCCACGGCCCCAGUGUCCAUUCCGUCCAACGGCAGCAACUCAGCUGGCUCCGCCUCCAACAGCUUCACUCCCACCAACAGCUCCACCUUUAGCAUCUCCUGGCAAUCGCCACCUGUCACCUUCACAGGCAACACGGUAUCUCCCAGUAAGAGUCAUGGCUUCGCUGAGCAGCGUUCCCAGACCAUCGCCGUCCUCUCGUCCCCGCCCAGAGCCACCACAGCCCUCAGCCGUAAAGUGCGCGGCGAAGGCAAGAAGUGCCGCAAAGUGUACGGGAUGGAGAACCGCGACAUGUGGUGCACCGCCUGCCGCUGGAAGAAGGCCUGCCAGAGAUUCACCGACUGAGGACCGACGUCUCGCACGCGUCGCGCCUCGCUGUCAUUUUAAUGCGCGGAAGGUGGGGGGGGAGCCUCGUUUUGCAUGCAUUCUCUUCAGCUCAGAAAUCGCAAAUCUGUCCGUCAAGCUCUGGCUCCGCCCCCUUGCAGCUCAGCAAGCAGAUCCAUUCCAGCAGUCGGUGGAGGGAGCGAGGAAGUUCCCCCGCCUUGCCUCGCCAUCUCUUUCAUUCCCGCUUUUGGGAAAACCCAGUGCAGCUAAACUCUGUAUUUUUGUCUUUCUUUGUCUGUGUUGCAUCUGUCAGUGUUUUGUAAAGUUGUUUUAACACCAACGAGCGGAGGGUCCAAAAAGACUGAAAACACUUCUUGUUUUGGCAACAAAGACAACUUUUUUUUCUGUCCAGAAGAAGACGUUUUGUGGAAGAACUUCCUCUUCAUCUCGUCUUUUGAGGACUUCUCCCGAGGAGGUGCGCCGGCAUCACGUCCUGUCCGAGCCGGUGCACCGGAGCCCCGAGGGAACACUCCACCGAUUUGGGAACAGGAAUCUCUUUUUUGUUUUGGUUUGCUUUUAUCAGGCAUCGGGACGCAAACGACAGCAGAAACCAGCAGCUCAUUGUGGACUUUUCCCUCCAGUCGCAACCAAAAGCUCUUUUAUCCUGUUUUUGUGUUACGGUGCCAUGUUUACGCUUCUUCUCCUGUUUUGGUCAAACCAAGACUGUUUAACUAGGGGGCGGAGAAAAACCUCCUGAGUGCAAGAAAGGUAAAGAAAAAGAAGCACCCACCACCCUAAGGCCCCCCCACCUCACACCUUGGCCUCCUCCUCUUCCCGAAGGAAGCAAAAUUAGUUUUUAUUUACACUUUUUAGUGCUAGCGAUGCAACCAAAGGAGGAGGGCCGAAAACCAAAAGAGAAGCACUUAUCGGAGCACUCCCGUGUUACAGAUGAACAGGCAGGCAGUCAUGUGACAUCACAGGAGGUUAGCACGCUGGAAAAAGCACUUGAUUAGGUCACUGUGUGUUUUGGUUUUUGAAUGUUAAACUCAUAUUUGGUUUGGUUUUUUUCGCUAGUUGACUCAAAGGCGGAAAACAACAUCGUUAAAGCCAAAAAAAAGUUUACAGGUUUUAUUUCAUAUGCGGCUUAACACGUAGCGAUGUAUCUUUUUUCCUGCGUAUUUGAUCCUUUUUUGGCAUUUAUUCUCUGUUACGCCACAAAAGUGUUGCUUUGAUGUUGAAGUAGUUUGCUUGUGAAUUAAGCGUGACAGGUGGCGCCACCUGUCACGCUUUUGGUGCUUCGGCCUUAACGUCGCUUCCGUCAAAGAACAACAGAAAACCACAAAAAGAAUCAUUGUGCUUCUCCCGUAUGGUUUUGUUGGCAAUGAACAAAAAGAAACGUUCCGGUUGUUGGCACGUCCAUAUGUCCGUAAAGAACAAAAACUUUCAACUCAACACAAAAACAAACCUUAUCAAUCUUGAUUGACUUUUAUUUCAUGGCUUUCGUUUUGCUCCUCCUUCACGCUCACCGUUCUCGUCUGUGCCUGUAAGGCUUCCUGGCUGAAACUCAGCCACGGUGGAAAAGUUUGGUUUCCCGUCCGCCUUUUAAGGCCCCGCCCAUCGCCACCAACUAGUCCGAUCCGAUUCUGAUCCUGACGUCGACCGCUAACUUUCUCUCACUCGCCCAUGCGUGGUUUUGUAAGCAAAACAUGAAAGUAACAGCCAACAAACCAUUUUGAGUUCAGAACACUCAAAAAAGAUUUGAUUGCAAAUAUUUUGAAAUGAGCGUUCAUUUUCCUUUUCGUUGAUCGUGGUAGUAUUGCCCACCCCUUCCUUUCUUCAAGGGAUGGUUGGAAUUUUUUAACAUGAAGUUGUAUGACACCCCCAUCAGCAG
Molecule: messenger RNA, 3860 nt
Organism: Dunckerocampus dactyliophorus (ringed pipefish)
Lineage: Eukaryota; Metazoa; Chordata; Actinopteri; Syngnathiformes; Syngnathidae
Gene: znf704
Product: zinc finger protein 704
Exons: 10
Coding region: 398-1990 (530 amino acids)
Biological process (GO): regulation of transcription by RNA polymerase II
Cellular component (GO): nucleus
Molecular function (GO): DNA-binding transcription factor activity; RNA polymerase II cis-regulatory region sequence-specific DNA binding
Source: RefSeq, a predicted model, not a curated record